GUCCAUAUGUGAGAAAUUUGAUCCAUCAAGAAAUAGGGUCAACGAAGUUUGGACUGGGUUUGAAGCUACCAGUGGUUUCCCGAAAGUAAUUGGAGCAAUAGACGGUACUCACAUAAAUAUUCCAGCACCUCUUAUUGAACCAGUAUCGUAUAUAAAUCGUAAGGGCCAUUAUUCUAUUCAACUGCAGGCUGUAUGUGACCAUAGAACAAAUUUUAUUCACUGUUACGUUGGACACCCAGGUUCUGUACACGAUCAACGUGUUUUUAGAUUAUCUGAGUUGCAACAGUGGUUGGGGGAUCCUGAUAAAUUUCCCCAGAACUGCCACAUCCUUGGUGAUGCUGCAUAUAAGUUACACGAAAAUGUCAUUGUUCCUUAUCGUGACAACGGACAUCUCACUAUUAGACAAAGAAACUUUAAUUUCUGUCAUUCGUCAAGCAGAAUAGCAAUUGAAAGAGCUUUCGGAUUACUGAAAACAAGAUUCUGUAGCAGGCGUUGCUAA
Odontomachus brunneus is the source of this 499-nucleotide messenger RNA. Its product is annotated as putative nuclease HARBI1. Lineage: Eukaryota; Metazoa; Arthropoda; Insecta; Hymenoptera; Formicidae. The annotation marks the transcript as partial. The record is from RefSeq and is a predicted model, not a curated record. The transcript is spliced from 4 exons.